Molecule: messenger RNA, 1239 nt
Organism: Drosophila hydei
Lineage: Eukaryota; Metazoa; Arthropoda; Insecta; Diptera; Drosophilidae
Product: pyridoxal phosphate phosphatase PHOSPHO2
Exons: 1
Coding region: 275-1186 (303 amino acids)
Molecular function (GO): phosphatase activity
Source: RefSeq, a predicted model, not a curated record
ACCCAAUGUUAAAGCUUAAUGCUUAUCGAUAAAUUGCAAUUGAAUUCAAACAUCGAACAAGGGGCGCUUCACACCAUUGCCGCUGCCGUUUAAGGUGGCCAUGCCAGAAGCUUCCAGUCGGAUGGCAACGCCGACGCUAAUAAAGCUAUUGUCAAAGUUGCCCAAAGCUAAAUCCAAAAUACAUACAUACAGCAAAAGCAGAAGCAAAAGUUAAGUUGCUGGUGCUGCCCACCAGUGGGCAAUUAAAUACCCAUUCAAGAGGCAGCAGUUGCAUAUGCAUUUGCAAAAGUCAGUCAACAUGUCUACGGCAGCAGCAGCACCGUCUGCCCCAGCAAUCUCUUGCGGGCUGGGCAAGCAGCAACGCCGUCGUUUGGCUGCCUUCGAUUUUGAUCAUACAAUUGUAUCCCAAAAUACGGACACAGUGGUACGCGACAUGCUGCCAAAUGAGCUGAUUAGCUCCAAAGCGCUCACUGAUCUAAUGGAAAGCGAAUGCUGGACAGAGUAUAUGGCCGAGAUAUUUCGUUUGUUGCAUGCGCAACAAGUCCAGGAGUCACGGAUUCGCGAUGUUAUACGCUGUAUACCGGAGGUACCUGGAUUCGUGCGUUUGAUCAAGCAUUUGCAGAAGCGUCUCAACUUCGAUUUGAUUAUCAUUAGCGAUUCAAAUAGCGUCUUCAUUGAUGAAUGGCUGCGCGCACACAAUUUGUCCGAUAGCUUCAAGGCGAUCUUUACGAAUCCCGCUAAUUUCGAUGAGCAUGGCCAGCUCCAGGUGCGUCCGCAUCAUCAGCAAACCGAUUGCAAAUUAAGUGCCAGUAAUUUGUGCAAAGGCCGUGUGCUGGAGCAUUUUGUCAUUGAGCAGGAUCUGCGCUUCAAUAUACGCUACGAUCAUGUCUUUUACGUUGGUGAUGGCAACAACGAUAUUUGUCCCGUUUUGAGGCAGCGCGCCUGCGACUUUGCUUGCGCCCGUCAAGGUUUCGCCAUGGAGAAGCAUCUUAUAAAGAAUCGCAAUAAGUUGAAGUUGCGCGCUCAGUUGCUCAUCUGGCGAAAUGGUUUCGAUUUGCUCGAGCAAAUGUGCGCAUUGCCACAGCUCCAGGGACACUCAAUUGAAUCCCAUAAUUUGGAAACGGAGAUUGCCAGACGUGCAUCUACUGCAGCAACAGCUGCUUCGUCUGCUCCACCGGAACAGUAAAAUGUCUAACAAAUAUAAUACACCCAUACACAAACAUACACAUACACACACAC